Messenger RNA from Pseudopipra pipra, 2268 nucleotides. It is a transcript of the gene XIRP2, whose product is annotated as xin actin binding repeat containing 2. The record is from RefSeq and is a predicted model, not a curated record. The coding region runs from base 1 to 2268 and encodes 755 amino acids. Gene Ontology annotation, molecular function: actin filament binding. The transcript has 7 exons. Gene Ontology annotation, cellular component: plasma membrane; actin cytoskeleton. NCBI's taxonomy places the organism in Eukaryota, Metazoa, Chordata, Aves, Passeriformes, Pipridae. Gene Ontology annotation, biological process: actin filament bundle assembly.
AUGUCUCUGGAGGAGUCUUGCGUGAAAAGAGGGAGAGCAAUCUUUGAAAAGAUGUCAUCAGUAAAUGGCCACAGCAACAGCUUUGAAGUGGGGUCUCGUAAACCUGUAAGAGGACCUAAAGAGAGCACUCCCAGGGCUGAUAACACACUGCUGGAUUUCCAGGAGAAUGUCUCCUUUAAAGAAAGAAUGGCUAUGUACAAGGCUGCUGUGUCCUUUGCUCAUGGUUCACAGAAAACCAAGUUCUGUACCGUGCCUGGUACAGUAGUGGAAGCCGUGCGGAAACAAUUCGAGAAAGUACAGAGGAUCUCUCCACAGAAGACCUUUGCUCAGUACCAACAGCAGCAUAGAUCUGCACAGGUUUCUCAUCGUGAGCAAGUUACUCAUGAAAUAAAAAUGGCUUCUACAUCCACUGAGCAUGACACAGCAAUCAAUUCAGCUCAGAAUGAAGAGCUCCCAAAGACUGUAACAGAGAUUUUAAAACAGCAAAUUGAAAAGGCAGCUCAAGAAAGGGCUGUUCACUCUGACAGAGACACCACAUCAUCUGCAAAAGAAGUAAAGAAGCUGCAGAUUCAAGAAAAUGAAACAUGCAAACUCUGCCAACAGAGAGUUUACCCAAUGGAAUGUCUUGUUGCUGACAAGCAGAAUUUUCAUAAAUCAUGUUUCCGAUGUCAUCACUGUGGCAGUCAAUUGAGCUUGGGAAAUUAUGCAUCACUUCAUGGAAAAAUAUAUUGUAAACCCCAUUUUAAGCAACUUUUCAAGUCAAAAGGAAAUUAUGAUGAAGGUUUUGGACACAAGCAGCAUAAAGAAUUAUGGAGUUCUAAGGAUCAACAAAGUUCAGUUGACAGUACUCACACUGAAGAAACAAAUCCCAUUAACAGUAUACCCAUUGAUCCUAAACCAAUUACAGAAGUUGAUAAAGACUUGUACUCAGGUACUGAAGGUGCUCAUGCUGAUAUUUUGGAUAAUAAUUUGAAAAAAUCCACAGAAAGAGGUAAAUUAAAGAUGUCAUGGCCUCCUUCAACAGAUGAUGAAACAUCUAAGAAAACAUUUUCUAUUGAAGAAGUAGCUAAAGUAAAUAAGUCAAAGUGGCCCCCAGAAGGUUUUGUUCAAGAAAAUUCUAGUUUGAACACAAAUAAACCUCUGGGCAACAAAAUCGAACCUCAGAAAAAACACACUGAGAUGGAGCAAAAUAAAAAUAACACUGCAAAUGCACAACAAAAUCAACACUCAUCCUUUAGCUCUCUGUCUGAAAAAGAAGCAAACAAAAAUGAAGCAGGCAAUAAGGGAAAUGAUGAGAAAGCUGGGAACAUGCCAGAUAAGCUGAAUAAACCAGAAGCAUCACAGAAUAAGGAGGAAAGUGGAAAGGAUAUUAAGGAAGGUGAUAAUGUGAUUGUGAAUAGUGCUGGGAAGGAGCAAGGGAAAAAAAUUAAUGAAAUUGAUGAUUCAGAAGUUGUACAGGUUACUAAUAUUGAUGAUGUAACAGUACAAAGGAAUCACAAAGAAUGCAGCUUGAAUAACAACAACAAUAAUAAUUACGCCACUUUUUCACAUCUAAACAUUUGUAGAGAGGAAAGAACUCUCUCAGCUAUGUCUAAGACAACGGUAAGCCCUGUGAUUUGCACUGAAUCACAGCAUGCCUUUGCAAAGCUGGACAGUCAGUCUGGAAAUGAAGAAAUAUUUGAGAUGUAUGAACCUCAUGAGAGCUAUUCUAGUGAUACUGUAACUGUUUCACAGGAUGAACAGGACUCAAAAGAUGAAGAUGCCGUUACCUCUAAGAGUCUUGCUCAAUUUAACAAUGAUGCCACUUUUCAGAAGUCUCAUACUAAUAGCACAUUAGGUUUAAAGGAGGCAACUAAUACAACAUUGCCUGUUGAUAUCGAGUUGGUGUGCAUUGGAGAGGAAUCCAAAUACAACAAAAAGGACAAAAAUUUAUAUACUAUUUUAUCUAACACUAUGAAAACAUCUUUUCUUAAAAAAGACAAGCUGGUUUUAAACUGUGGUCUAAUAGACUCUGCAGACAUAAGUAAAAGCUCCUGCACACCAUAUUCAAAAGAACGUGGAAAUUGUGAUACAGAAGUGAAUUAUAUUAAUGCUUGUCAAGGAAGUGAAAUAAAAAAAGUGGCAAAAAAUGACAUAAAAACAAGCUCAGAUUUACUGUGCUCAAGACAUACUGCUGUUCCAUCAUUCCAAGGCAAGAAAGUCAAGUUCAAACAGCUCAUUGUAGAGCAACAAAUUAAAAGAAAUAGAUUUUAUGAUGAAAAUUAUUAA